Molecule: messenger RNA, 2072 nt
Organism: Mucor mucedo
Lineage: Eukaryota; Fungi; Mucoromycota; Mucoromycetes; Mucorales; Mucoraceae
Product: VTC domain-containing protein
Exons: 3
Coding region: 21-2072 (683 amino acids)
Source: RefSeq, a predicted model, not a curated record
CUCUACCACUUAAACACAACAUGAAAUUCGGUUCUCGUUUAAAAGAAGCCAUUUUGCCAGAUUGGAAACCAUUUUAUCUGGAUUAUGACCUUCUCAAGAAAAAACUCGGUAAAGCGCAACAAGAUACUUUUACUGACCGUGAUGAAACUGAGUUUGUAGAAAUGCUCGAUGCUAAUCUCGAGAAAGUCUAUGCAUUUCAUACUUCCACACUCAACACCAUACGUCAAGAAAUUAACAAGGCCUCUGUGCAACACGGUAUCAAGAAGGAAAAGAUCAACAAGUUAGCCAAUGAUAUUAGCCGUCUCGAGAAAUUCUCUCGUUUUAAUUACACAGGCUUUCUUAAAAUCGUGAAAAAGCAUGACCGUUACACCGAUUACAUUCUUCGUCCCAUGUUUAUGGUUCGUCUCAACCAAUGUCCCUUUUGGAAGGAAAAUGAAGACCUAGAUGCUCUUCUUAUUCAACUCUCACAACUCUUUAGCAAGAUUCGUGACAGUGAUCCUGUAAAGGCCUCCACAAGUUUACAACAACCCAUCCUUACUGGAAAGGAGGAAAGACGUACGGUGAUCAAACGAUUCUUUGUGCAUACAGAUGAUAUAUUUGAACUCAAGACAAAUAUAUUGCGUCAUUUACCCGUACUCGUUUAUCAUAAUCAGGAUGGUACAAAGAUCACAGAACAAGAUAUUGAUCCACCCAUCUCUACAUUGUAUCUCGAUAAUAUCGACAUGGACACCUACACCUCACGUGUUGAAUCCACACCAGGCUCUCAAAUCAUUCGUUUAAGAUGGUACGGUUCAGCUCAUAAUAAUAAGUCCAUCUCCUUUGAGAGAAGAACACUUAAGGGUGAAAAUCAAAUUGACACCAAAGAGAAAUUUAUCAUCAAGGACAAGUAUGUGUUGGGAUUUUUACAGGGUAAAGAUACUUUUCUCAAGAAAAGUCUACAAAAGAUGAAGGCCAGUGCUAAAUCUCAGAAAGACAUGGAGGAUUAUUCUACUCUUGUUCAAAGUAUUCAGCAACAAAUAUUGGACAAGCACAUGGAGCCAGUGCUGCGAACCUAUUACAAGCGUACUGCGUUCCAAAUCCCUGGUGACUCGGGUGUUCGUAUGGCACUUGAUACGGAUUUAUGUUUUAUUCGUGAAGAUGGUGAAGACACUCGACCUGCAGGAUGUUGGCGACGUCCAGAUGCAGAUAUUGAUUUCCCUUUUUCUCAUUUACCAGCCUCUCAUGUGAACCGUUACCCUUAUGCUACCUUUGAAGUGAAACUGGAUCUUGCAGCAAAGGAAGAUGAACCUCGAUGGGUUGUGGAUUUACAAGAAAGUGGAUUAUUGGAAGAAGCCUAUCAGUUUUCUAAAUUUGUGCAUGGAAUGGCCAUCAUGUUUGAUACGCGUGUGCCUCUUUUACCUUAUUGGCUAGCACAAAUUGAUGAAGAUCGUAAAGUGUUACCUGUACUACCCUCACAAAUUCCUUCCGUCAUGAGUGCAAGAAAGGGAAAAGAACGUGCCAUGACAACAGAGAGAAGUGCGCUUCUGACUGAAGGUAAACCCUCCUAUGCUAGCAUUGUGAAAGGAGGUGAUGAGUCUAUCCAUCAAGAAAGUGGACCCUCCACUGCCAGCUUCAUAAGGGAGGAAGAGCCAUCAUUAUCUUUGGACCAUGACGAUGAUGAUGAUGAUGAUGAUCCUGGAUCUUUUGUUUUACCACCGGGUGUCAAGAUACCCAAGAAAAUAACGACCUCGAUUAAAGUAGAACCCAAAGUAUUUUUUGCCAAUGAACGGACGUAUUUCUCUUGGAUGCGAUUUGGUACGAUGUUGACUACUUUUUCACUGGCGUUGUUUAAUGCGGGGGAUGCGGUGGGUAAGAUCUCGGGUAUUUUGUAUACGUUGAUUGCUAUUUCAACGUUGAUCUAUGGUGUAGGAUUGUAUUAUCGUCGACGAGAGUUAAUUCGAGCUAGGAAAUCAGGACCGUAUGAUGAAAUGUGGGGACCCACUGUGAUUUGUAUGGCAUUGAUGGUGGCGGUAGGAUUAAAUGCUUAUUUGAAAUUUAGUAUCAGUACACCUUCUUUACUUUAUUUCUAUUAA